UGGGUGGACGCGUGGACUUCGAGGACUUUGUGCAGAUGAUGGGCCCGAAGCUGCGGGAGGAGACGGCUCACAUGGUGGGCGUGAAGGAGCUGAAGAUCGCCUUCCGUGAGUUCGACAUGAACGGGGACGGGGAGAUCAGCAGCGCCGAGAUGCGCGAGGCCAUCGCGGCCCUGCUGGGGGAGCAGCUGAAGGCCCAGGAGGUGGAUGAGAUCCUGCAGGACGUGGACCUGAACGGGGACGGGCGCGUGGACUUCGACGAGUUCGUGAUGAUGUUGUCAUCGCGGUGA
Molecule: messenger RNA, 287 nt
Organism: Chaetura pelagica (chimney swift)
Lineage: Eukaryota; Metazoa; Chordata; Aves; Apodiformes; Apodidae
Product: calcium-binding protein 4-like
Exons: 3
Molecular function (GO): calcium ion binding
Source: RefSeq, a predicted model, not a curated record